ACCCGUCCCAGGGACACGAAGCUGCGGGCUUUGGGGUGUUGUUGCUUAGUGGUCCCUGAACUCUAUGACUUUAGUGGAAUUAUAAUACACCAUGGCGUAUAAUGCAAACACUGCUGGGGAUGCUAACCAGUUGGCCCAACGUAUAACAUCUAAUAUACAGAAAAUCACACAAUGCACUGCAGAAAUACAAAGAAUACUGAAUCAACUUGGAACCCCACAAGACACACAUGAAUUGCGGCAACAGCUGCAACAAAAGCAGCAAUAUACAAAUCAACUUGCGAAAGAGACAGACAAAUACAUAAAAGAAUUUGGAUCUCUGCCUUCAAUAAGUGAGCAGCGACAGAGAAGAAUUCAAAAGGAUCGACUAGUGAAUGAGUUCACCACAACACUUACAAAUUUCCAGCGGGUCCAAAGACAAGCUGCUGAGAAGGAGAGAGAAUUUGUAGCAAGAGUUCGAGCCAGCUCUAGAGUAUCAGGUGGUGCCCCAGAAGAAAGUUACAAAGAAGGAACCCUUGUAUCUUGGGAUAGCCAACCUCAGACCCAAGUACUAGAUGAAGAAAUCACAGAAGAUGAUCUUCGGCUCAUUGAAGAAAGAGAAUCAGCCAUCAGGCAGCUGGAGUCAGACAUUCUUGACAUAAAUGAAAUAUUUAAAGAUUUGGGGAUGAUGAUUCACGAACAAGGGGAUGUGAUAGAUAGCAUAGAAGCUAAUGUAGAAACAGCUGAAGUCCACGUUCAGCAAGCAAACCAGCAGUUAUCGAGAGCAGCAGACUACCAGCGCAAGUCCCGGAAGAAAAUAUGCAUCCUCAUUCUUAUACUUGCAAUAGGAUUAACGGUCCUUGGGCUAAUUAUAUGGGCAUCAGUAAAGUAAGGAUAAAUUAUGCAAGAGCUUCUGGUCAUGUCCCAUUGUGAAAGCUGUUCAGUAAAUGAUAUGUCAAGCUUGAUAAUUUCUGCUUUAUCACAAGGUGCAUUUUUAAUCCCAAGAGUGCUUUUUCUUGGCUUCUAUAUUAGGAUUAAUUUGAAAUUAUCACAUCUAUCUAAUUCACCAAUAUUUAACCCUGGGAUAGGCAAGUUUUUAUAUAGUACCUCCUUUUCAUUUCUUCUCCUCUGGGCCAAACUACUUGGAAUACUGCAUACAAGGACAUUUUUACCUCAUUGGAUCAAGUGGGUCAACCUUUCACACAUGGAUCAAAAGCUAGAUAGAGGGUGGGUGCUGUCAGUUGUCAAGCACCAAUUUAAUCUAUCAAUUUAAUUGCAACUUUAUAGGAACAAAUACUUUUUUAAAAAAACAAAGGCUGUCUUUCUGAUAGACAUGUCAUAUGUCUCAUCUUUGAGAUAUCAUGUAUUGUUUAUUGACUCCAUAAAUCAUAGAACUAUCUACAUCAGUGUU
Molecule: messenger RNA, 1387 nt
Organism: Protobothrops mucrosquamatus (brown spotted pit viper)
Lineage: Eukaryota; Metazoa; Chordata; Lepidosauria; Squamata; Viperidae
Gene: STX7
Product: syntaxin 7
Exons: 10
Coding region: 92-868 (258 amino acids)
Biological process (GO): vesicle fusion; vesicle-mediated transport; intracellular protein transport
Cellular component (GO): SNARE complex; membrane; endomembrane system
Molecular function (GO): SNAP receptor activity; SNARE binding
Source: RefSeq, a predicted model, not a curated record